This is a messenger RNA of Cuscuta campestris, 2566 nucleotides long. The record is from the annotation of a GenBank genome assembly. Lineage: Eukaryota; Viridiplantae; Streptophyta; Magnoliopsida; Solanales; Convolvulaceae.
CAACCUCUCUCCUUCUCAUCGUCUCCAUUCCACUGUAAAAUCUUCACCCAACUCUAACAAUCCCUCCGUCCCAGAGUUUGCUUACACAUGGGGUCCGGUACAUCGAAGCUUCCCGACAGCGCCGCCUCCCACGGCGGCGCCCAGCUCUUCGUGUCUCUGAAAAUGGAGAACUUCGACCUCAAGCUCAAACCCGACCUCCUCCCUCACGUCUUCGGCUCCGUCCCUCUCGUCGGCUCCUGGGACUCCUCCAAAGCCCUUCAAAUGGUGCUCGAAUCGGCCUCCACCUGGGAAUUGAGCUUCGUAGUGCCGCCAAAUCAUGAGACAUUGGAUUUCAAGUUCUUGCUAAAGCCGAAGCAUAACUGUGGACCGUGUUUAGUUGAGGAGGGUGUGAACCGUGUGUUAACUGGGGGAGCAUUGCAAGGGGAUGGCCGGUCUGCUCUGUUUAAGUUGAAUGAAGAAGAGGUUAUUGAGUUCAAAGUUUACAUUAAGGCUGAUAGGGUGUCUCCGUUUGACCUUGCUGCCAGUUGGAGGGCUUUUCAGGAGAAUCGCAAGCCUUCAGCUGUUCGAGGGAUACCAGAUGUUUGUAUCAACUCCAGUGAGGAGAUUGGCAAUGAGAAUGGAUAUUCGUCAAGUCUAGAACUUGAUCUUGAGCAUUAUGUGGUUCCCCCUCCGGCUGCAUCUGCAAACUCUUCCCUGGUUUAUGCUGCAAAUCUGACAGAGACUCCCAGGUCAAUGAAAGGUAAUGGGGUAAUUUCCUGUACCAAUGGUGAUAAUAGUGGCUGGCAUUCAUACCAAGAUGACCGUGCUUCGAAUGAUCAGCCUGCAACGGUAAAGGAGGAUGAAGAACUUUUUCCAGAAGUGUUGAGAGUGCCUUCAGGUUCUGGAAUUGUUGAGUCAAAUUCUGUAGGAACAGGUUCUGCUUCUCAAAAGCAAGAAUGUUGUGGAAGCUUCCUUGUGGAUAGGGGUGUGGGGUUCCCGAGACUAGUGAAAUCAGCUAGCACAUUCACUAUUGACCUAAAGCUUAAUUCAGAAACCAAGAAUCGAAUGCCAGCUGCGGCAGGAGCUGUAGCAGCUGCAGCAAUAGCAGAUCAGAUGCUUUGGCCCAAGGAGGAUAGACAUCUAGCAAUUGUCCUGGUUGGCUUGCCAGCUCGUGGAAAAACAUUUACUGCAGCUAAACUUACUAGAUAUCUUCGAUGGUUAGGGCACCAGACCAAGCAUUUCAAUGUUGGGAAGUAUCGGCGUCUCAAACAUGGAACCAAUCAGUCUGCUGAUUUUUUCCGAGGUGAUAAUCCUGAAGGCUUGGAGGCACGAAAUGAGGUAGCUGCCCUUGCCAUGGAAGACAUGAUAGCUUGGAUGCAAGAGGGCGGACAGGUGGGGAUAUUUGAUGCAACAAACAGUACGAGGAGCAGAAGGAAUAUGCUUAUGAAAAUGGCUGAGGGAAAAUGCAAGAUGAUUUUCCUGGAAACAAUCUGUAAUGAUCCAAAAAUAAUUGAAAGAAACAUACGUCUCAAAGUUCAACAAAGCCCAGAUUAUGCUGAAGAAACAGAUUUUGAAGCUGGAUAUAAGGAUUUCAAAAGUCGACUAGAUAACUAUGAGGAAGUGUAUGAGCCAGUGGAAGAAGGAUCUUAUAUAAAAAUGAUUGAUAUGGUGAGUGGCAAAGGCGGGCAAAUACGAGUCAACAAUAUUAGUGGCUAUCUUCCAGGGCGAAUUGUCUUUUUCUUGGUAAAUACACAUCUGACACCCCGUCCAAUAUUGCUAACUAGGCAUGGAGAGAGUCUAGACAAUGUAAGAGGCAGAAUAGGGGGCGACACUGUUAUAAGUGAUAAAGGGAAGCUUUACUCAAAGAAACUUGCUAAUUUUAUUCAGAAGAGGCUGAAAAGUGAGAGGGCUGCUACUAUAUGGACUAGCACAUUGCAAAGAACAAUUAUGACAGCUAACUCAAUUGUUGGAUUUCCCAAGAUACAAUGGCGCGCUCUUGAUGAGAUAAAUGCUGGUGUAUGCGAUGGAAUGACAUAUGAUGAAAUAAAGAAAAAUAUGCCUGAAGAAUAUGAGUCACGCAAAAAGGACAAAUUGAGGUAUAGAUAUCCACGAGGGGAAUCGUACCUGGAUGUUAUCCAAAGGUUGGAGCCUGUUAUUAUAGAGCUUGAACGACAACGAGCACCUGUUGUUGUGAUAUCUCACCAAGCAGUAUUGCGAGCUUUGUAUGCUUAUUUCGCUGACAGGCCACUCAACGAAAUUCCACACAUAGAGGUAAAUUCAUUGAUGUUUCUUCACUAAUCAUGUGUCUGACUUACAUUCUUAACUCUAAAGAAUUAUCCAAAAGUUUGAGGCCUGUUUGGUUUGGCGGGGUAUCAUAUUGGUUUGGUUAGCAGUUUUUUGAUAUUCAAACCCAUUGUUAUUCUUCAUACUCGUAAUAUUGAUACCGUACCUCCCCUUCUGGCAUAAACCAUACAUUCCUCAUUCCAACCAGAAGGGCUUUGCUGUUUUUUCCUUCUGCAACGACAAACAAGCCCAAGGUUCUUAAAAUCUUACUGUAAUUUUUCCAAAAAAAAUUCUUUGGAAUCUA